GUCUCUGAACACUGCAAGAGAACAUUUGAGAAGCAAAGGUGGAGUGAGGGAGCUGCGGCAGCAGCAGAGUGCCCCGUGCUACAGUGAAAAAGAGGUGAAGAACACAGGGUAGAGCCAUGGCAGCAUGGGGCCUCCUUCUCCUCCUCCUGUGGGUGGUCUCCUUGGCCCAGGGCUCGUCCUUGUUCUCUGGUCAGCGCCACCGCACCCGUCUGCAGAGGGACCGUCAAGCACGCAACAACGUCCGACCCAACAUAAUCAUCAUCCUCACCGAUGACCAGGACAUUGAACUGGGCUCAAUGCAGGCCAUGAAUAAAACACGGCGUAUCAUGGAGCAGGGAGGCACCCAUUUCUCUAAUGCCUUCUCCACCACUCCCAUGUGCUGCCCGUCACGCUCCUCUAUUCUGACAGGGAAGUACGUUCACAACCACCACACCUUCACCAACAACGAGAACUGUUCCUCACCCUCCUGGCAGGCCCACCAUGAGCCUCACACCUUCGCUGUGCACCUUAACAACUCAGGGUACAGGACGGCGUUAUUUGGGAAGUACCUGAAUGAGUACAACGGCUCCUAUGUGCCCCCUGGCUGGAGGGAGUGGGUAGCGCUGGUGAAGAACUCUCGCUUCUACAACUACACUCUGUGCAGGAACAGCGUGCGGGAGAAGCAUGGCAGCCAAUAUCCAAAGGACUAUCUCACAGACAUCAUCACCAAUGACAGCAUCAACUACUUCCGCUCGUCCAAGAGGAUGUACCCCCACCGACCAGUGAUGAUGGUCCUGAGCCACGCUGCCCCCCAUGGGCCGGAGGACUCAGCACCACAGUACAGCACUGCCUUCCAGAAUGCCUCGCAGCACAUAACCCCAAGCUAUAACUACGCCCCUAACCCAGACAAACAUUGGAUCCUGCGCUACACAGGCCCCAUGAAACCUGUCCACAUGCAGUUCACGAACAUGCUGCAGCGCCGGAGGAUGCAGACCCUGCUGUCUGUGGACGACAGUGUGGACAAGGUGUACAACAUGCUGGUGGAGACAGGUGAGUUGGACAACACCUACAUUAUCUACACAUCAGACCACGGCUACCAUAUUGGUCAGUUCGGCCUGGUCAAAGGCAAGUCCAUGCCAUAUGAGUUUGACAUCCGGGUGCCCUUCUUCAUACGAGGCCCCAACGUGGAGGCAGGAGCCAUUAACCCUCAUGUGGUGCUGAACAUUGACCUGGCUCCCACACUGUUGGACAUGGCCGGAGUGGACGUUCCCUCUGACAUGGACGGCAAAUCCAUCCUCAAACUCCUGGACACAGACAAACCUGUCAACAGGUUCCAGGUGAACAAGAAGGGGAAGAUGUGGAGGGACUCCUUCCUGGUAGAGAGAGGGAAGCUGCUCCACAAGAGGUCUGAUGGGAAGGACUUGGCCCAGGAGGAGAACUUCCUGCCAAAGUACCAGCGGGUCAAAGACCUGUGUCAGAGAGCACAGUACCAGAGCUCCUGUGAACAGCCAGGACAGAAGUGGCAGUGUGUGGAGGACCCUUCUGGUAAGCUGAGUCUGUAUAAGUGUAAGGGCAUGGCAAGUCUCUAUGCCUCACGUAUGCAGGCUCUGAUGGCCAGCAGCGGGUCCCAGCAGUGGGUUGGACGUGUCUCCGAUGCUGGAGACAGCUGUGACUGUGGCCCCCUAGGUCCCAAACAUUCACCCCUGAAGAGAAAGAGACUGCUCACCAAGAAUAAGGUAAAGUCCGGUAAGAGUCUGACUAAGAACCGUUGGGCCCGGUCCAUUCCAUUUGAGCUGGAUGGAGACAUGUAUGCUGUGGACCUGGUUGAAGGCUACAGGCCCGUGGGCCUCAGGAACACCAGCUGGCCUGGGGAGAGGAGGAGAGGAGCGGGCCUGCUGGAGGACAACGAUGAGGAGUUCAGUGGCAUGGGAGUCACAGCCAGACCCCCAACCAACAAGAGCCUUACACCAACUGCCGCUCUUAAAGUCACCUACAGGUGCUCCAUCCUGAUGAAUGACACAGUCAGGUGUGAUGGAGGACUCUACAAAUCCCUCCAGGCCUGGAAAGACCAUAAGCUCCACAUUGAGCAUGAGAUUGAAACCUUGCAGACGAAAAUAAAGAAUCUGCGUGAGGUCAAGGGUCACCUGAAGAAGGUUCGGCCUGAAGAGUGCCAGUGUAACACCCCCAGUUACCUAUCCAAAAACAAAGGGAUGUUCAGACUCAAUGCAGGUCGCAUUUACUCACUCAGCAAAAUGCCCUCUAAGCAGAAGAAGCAGUGGCUGAUGAAGGAGCAGAAACACAGGAAGAAGCUCCGUAAACUGCUCAAGAGGCUCCGCAACAAUGACACCUGCAGCAUGCCUGGUCUCACCUGCUUCACCCACGACAACCAGCACUGGCAGACAGCCCCCUUCUGGACAAUGGGUCCAUUCUGUGCUUGUACCAGCGCAAACAACAACACCUACUGGUGCCUGAGGACCAUCAACGACACACACAACUUCAUAUUCUGCGAGUUCGCUACAGGCUUCAUAGAGUACUUUGAUCUGAACAAUGACCCAUACCAGUUGAUAAAUGGGGUUAGCACCUUGGACCGCACUGCUCUCAACCAGAUGCACCAGCAGCUUAUGGAACUGAGGAGCUGCAAAGGCCACAAGCAAUGCAACCCAGAGACAGGUAGUAAAGACAGAAACUCCUUCAGUGAAUACAGGCCAGUUCAGCGUCGAAAGAAGCCAAAAGUGAAGAAGCCCUCCUCCAAAUCGCUAGGGCAGAUUUGGGAAGGAUGGGUUGGUUAGCAACCUGUGUCACACAAUCCACCAUAUCGCAGUGUGCCAACAGAGGACAACCAGAACUACUGGAGAACCUGAGGACCUUGUACAGACUUCAUGGGGAUGUAACCUGAAAUAGCAUUAUUGUAGGAGUUUAUGGAAGAGGAUGCUGAUCCAACAUUAGCUACCACUGAUACUCAGAUCAUCAUCCAGAAGAGAAAAUACUGAAACAGCCAAGAAAAUGAAAACUAUAACCUCUCCCGUCGUCUUUCUCUCUGUCUCACACACACACACACACACACACACACACACACACACACACACACACACACACACACACACACACACACACACACACACACACACACACACACACACACACACACACAGGAAUGUCCUUACCGCUCCUAUCUCCCCAGAUCUCAGGACCACCAACCUGAGUUGGAGACUCAUCAGUUGAGCGUGGAUACACUCUGAAUCUUUACUUUGACUUUCAACAAGUGAACAGUGAACAGUGAACGUGAGGUGUGUUUAAUGUUAGUUUCUCGUAAACGCCUUAACAUUGGGUGCCGAGAUUAGCUUAAUGUCAACUCUGCUGCUACAACCUGACGUGUAUCAUCCCUUAUGGCCUUGUGCCAUUAGUAUAUGGUAUAUGAUGUCAGGCAAUUACAUCAAAUCAAGCUUUGCACACUCACAGCAUGAAAAGUACUGUCAACAAAACAUCAGUACCCUGGAAACUCUCCUCAAGGCCCACAACUCAAGACUCCUCACCUCCUUUUGUUGGUGCUACGGCUACAGAAUGAUUCCUCCAGGACAUGUACUCCAUUCUUUUGUAUUGUAACUAAUAUUAACGUUGAUCAAAUUUCAUGCAAGGAUUAUUUACAGCCCCCAAGAAUGAGGCAGGUGUGAUGACGACAAACACCAGACUGUAUGGGGAUGAAGCUGGUUAGGAUAUGACACAUCACAUCAUCAUCUAGCUUAUCCCCCCUAGUUCACUACAAACUCAGGAUGGGACUUCUCUAACCAAUACCCCACCCUCCUAGACAAUGGUACAAACAAUUGGUAUAAACAUCUACACACCAGCAGAACGCUUACAUUUCAUUAGUGGAUGUCAUUUUACUCCUUUGUAUUGCUAAUGACACCAGCUAGGUCUGGUCAGGUUAGUUUGUUCAGCUUGCUAUACAUGGUGCUAUGAUAACAUUGUGAAAAUAAGGACUUGCUGUACAGUAUGUAUUUGAAUGUAUGUUGUGCAGUUAAUUUUUAUAAUACUGAAAAGGAGGCAGACUUCUCUUUUGUGUUCGAUAUGAGUUGACAAAUUUGACCUUUUAGAUAAGAACUUAGCCUGAUGAAUUGUCCUAGUUCUGUAUUUGUCCGUUUGUUCUCUCUGCACAUCUUUCUGAAUUUCUUCUCUGCUCUGUCAAAACCCACUUUUAGUUUGAAAAAAAAAAGACAUAUUUAUGAUGAAAAAGCACAUAGAAAAUAUUCACUGUGAAAAGAAUUCCCUGUAAAAUGACUCUGCUCGUCUGCUGUACACAACAGUAAACAACACAACAAUGUAAUGCAGCUUGACAUGCAUAUUCAUUAUAUUGCCUUUUUAUGCUUUCUUCAUUUCUUAGCAGUGACACUCCAAUAGCAGAGAGUUGUAAUAGUGAGUAACUGUGAAUAAAGUGUUG
Molecule: messenger RNA, 4414 nt
Organism: Oncorhynchus masou masou (cherry salmon)
Lineage: Eukaryota; Metazoa; Chordata; Actinopteri; Salmoniformes; Salmonidae
Product: extracellular sulfatase Sulf-2-like
Exons: 20
Coding region: 117-2768 (883 amino acids)
Biological process (GO): negative regulation of fibroblast growth factor receptor signaling pathway; positive regulation of Wnt signaling pathway; glomerular basement membrane development
Cellular component (GO): endoplasmic reticulum; plasma membrane; Golgi apparatus
Molecular function (GO): N-acetylglucosamine-6-sulfatase activity; calcium ion binding; glycosaminoglycan binding
Source: RefSeq, a predicted model, not a curated record